AUAUGAAAACGGUCACUCAAUACUUUUGUUUACCAAAUUAGCCGCAUUUUUUCAGAAGAAAUCUUAGAGAAUUUAACUUAUUAAAAGCCAUAAGCCAUGCAACGUGGUAAAAUAUCCUUUGGAAAAAUCCAGUUAAAUGUGAAUAAACCGCCCGCAGAGACGAAAUCAAUUGAAACCACGACGAAAAAUGAGAACGAAUCCUCUGAACCCAGUGAGAGUGGUGGCGGAUUCAAGAAAAUUGGCAAGGAACAGAUGAUACGACAAAUCGAGGAUGUGGCCGAGGAUCUGGAGAGCCAGCACCUGAAGGAAGUGAUGGGCAUCAGUGGAUUCGGGCGCAAGGCGGCCAAAGUAUUCGACAUCAACGAACAGAUAGAAAAAGCCAGAAUUACCCGCCCAGGAUUAGACAAAAAGAAGGAGGAAGCCAAGCGAGACGAGGAGGAUAAAAAAUCUGAGGACGAAGAAGACGUAAUAGGACCUCUACCCCCAUCUGUAGUGGAGGAUGAGGACAAAUCAACGAAGGGGGCUUCCAAAGACGAAGACUCCGAUGAUGAUUCCUCCGAUGAGGAUUCCGACGACGAGCAGAGCCUUGCCAGGCGGAUACCCUACACUCACGAGGUGCAAAUGCAGCACGGAUCGCGGGCUGUCCUGGCACUGGCAGGCGAUCCUUCGGGAGCCCGUUUGGUCUCCGGUUCCAUAGACUACGACAUGUGCUUCUGGGAUUUUGCUGGCAUGGACUCCGGCAUGCGUAGCUUUCGGCAGCUACAGCCCUGCGAGAACCAUCCAAUACGCUCCCUCCAAUACUCCGUGACCGGCGACAUGAUCCUGGUCAUCUCCGGAAAUGCCCAGGCCAAGGUGCUCGACCGUGAUGGUUUUGAGAAGCUGGAGUGCUGCAAGGGCGACCAGUACAUCUCAGACAUGUCGCGAACCAAGGGGCAUGUGGCGCAGUUAACCUCGGGCUGCUGGCAUCCUUUCAACAGGGAGCAGUUCCUAACCGCAGCGCUGGAUGGCACCCUUCGCAUCUGGCAAGGAUUAAAAGCCAAGGAACAAGUGCAAGUGAUCAAGACGAGGGCGCAGGGAGGACUGCGCACGAAUGCGGCAUCGUGCAAUUUCAACAGAGACGCCACACUCAUAGCAGCGGGAUGCGUGGACGGAUCCAUUCAGACAUGGGAUACUCGCAAGAUGUAUGUGAAUACUACGCACUGUGUCAGGGAGGCUCAUCAGAAGGGCUCCGAAAUCACCUCCAUUGUGUUCUCCUACAUGGGCCAGCAGUUGGCCACCCGAAGCAACGAUGAGACCAUGAAGCUGUGGGACCUGCGGCAGUUCAAGAAGCCGCUUCAUACCUGGUCGAACUUAUUUUCCCGCUACGACACGACGGACUGCUGCUUCAGUCCGGACGAUAGGAUGCUGGUCACCGGCGAAUCGCUGCCCAAGGGUCAGACCGAAGCGAACUUGUACUUCUACAGCACCAGGAGCUACGAGGAAGUGCAGCGAAUUCCUGUGUCCAACUCGCACGUGGUGAAGACACUGUGGCACCCGAAAUUGAAUCAACUAUUCGUGAGCUGCGGCAAUGGAACCAUCAAAUGCUAUUAUGACGAACAGCGAAGCAUCCGGGGAGCCAAGUUAUGCGUGGUGAAGACGCAUCGCAAGAGGCAGCCAAUGGAAAUGGUGGGAGUUUCCCAGAUCAUUACUCCGCAUGCUCUGCCCCUGUUCAGACAGGAAAAGUCGCGCACUUCGCGAAAGCGGAUGGAAAAGGCGCGCAUGGAUCCGGUUAAGUCCAAGAGGCCGGACUUGCCCAUCACGAGCGGACAGGGCGGUCGAGUGGCCAGCUCUGGAGGCACUCUCUCCUCCUACGUCAUCCGCAAUCUUGGCCUGAGCAAGCGUGUGGACGACGACCAGGAUCCGAGGGAGGCCAUCUUGAAGUAUGCAAAGGAUGCUGCCGAAAAUCCCUACUGGAUAGCCCCCGCCUACAAACAGACGCAGCCAAAGGCCAUCUUCUCUGAGAAACUGCCCGCCGAUGAACCGGCCACCAAGAAACCCAAGACAGAAACAGACAAAUAGGUAGUCAGUCUAUUUAUAAGUGCUUAGAAAUGUAAAUAAACUCGUUAC
Drosophila rhopaloa is the source of this 2106-nucleotide messenger RNA. RefSeq names its product gastrulation defective protein 1 homolog. The coding region runs from base 97 to 2058 and encodes 653 amino acids. Gene Ontology annotation, biological process: regulation of DNA double-strand break processing. The record is from RefSeq and is a predicted model, not a curated record. Lineage: Eukaryota; Metazoa; Arthropoda; Insecta; Diptera; Drosophilidae. The transcript has a single exon. Gene Ontology annotation, molecular function: protein binding. Gene Ontology annotation, cellular component: nucleus; site of double-strand break.